GCCCAGACCCUCCGCGCGAGGGCGCGCGCGCGCGCCCCCCCAUCGGAUGGCGGCGUUCCGGGCCGGCGCGGGCGGAGUCGGGAUGAGCCAGGGCAUGGGCACGGCUGCUGCUACCAAGCGGAUCCAGAGGGAGCUGAAGGAGAUCCACACGACCCCUUCGCGGCAUUGGACCGCCGCCCCCGUCGGGGACGACCUGUUCGAGUGGCAGUUCGCGGUCCGGGGGCCGCCCGGCACCGACUUCGAGGGCGGCAUCUACACGGGGCGCAUCGUGCUGCCGGCGGGGAGGGCGCGCGUCUGGAGGGGCAGGCUGCGGCUGAAGACGACGCCGAGGGGGGCUCCAGCAGGGCAGCUUGUGGCCGGCUCCGAAGGGGGGCGCCAGGCGCUCGUGGCCGGCUCCGAGGGGCACGAGGACCUGGCUGGCAAGGCGAAGGUCCAGAAGAGGACCCUCGAGCCCGACAUCGACGACGAGCCGCUCUCCGUGCUUGUGAAGCCGCUGCUAGCGCAGGUCCAGAAUUUCUACGACUGGAUCGACGCCGGUCCGAGGCGUAGCGACGGCUGGAGGGCGAGGGAGUCCGAGGCGCGUCUGGCAGCAAAGAGCGCCGCUGCCAUCGCUGAUCGCGGCCGCGCCCGCGAUGAGCAGCACGGCAGGCGAGUCUCAGCCAGGAUUCAGCGCGGGGUCGGGCCCCAGCUGUGCAUACCUGAUGACACGGACGGGCGGGCCGAGGCGGUCAGGCACCAGCCACAGUGGCCAGGCGAGGCGGCCAAGUACAAGUACGGGUACGAUCGUUGCGGAGCCAAGGCCAGGACGCCAGAGGACCUGAGCUCGGGCUUCUGCAGAGGGCAGCCAAAGGCGGUCGAGGACGCCCACCCGACGUAUCAGCUCAUGAUCUCGGCGGCGCUUCUGCGAGACGAGUACACAGGAGUUCCGUCGAACGAGAACUCGCGCACAAGACGGAACAACAUGCGGAAGGGCAAAGAUCCAGUCAAGCUACAGUUCUGGGGCGACCCCGUCAGAGUGGUCAGGGAGACCGACCCGCUCGAGCAGCGCCUCAGUGGCGACCUCGGCGCGCGGGCAGUGCACACCGUGGGCAGCGCGCUGGAGGCCAAUCUAGCGGAGGUGCACGACGACUGCGAUGUGCUGGAGGAACCCGACGGGAGCGACGAGCUGGAGAUGUCCACCGGGUGCGGCGGCGUGGCCUCCUUCGGCGAGCUCAUGGGGCCUGGAUGUGCCCUCUCCGUGGCGCCUGUCUGCCGCCGCUACUGCGUCGGGGACUUGUACGCCGUGAAGGGCCACUGGCUCGCCGACAUCUGCGCGACGGAGAUGCGCCCGCCCUGGGACGCGCCGGGCGGGCGGCGGCGCGGGCGGGCGCGCGCGCGCUCCGCGGACCGGCCGCGCAGGUUGCCGGACGGCCCGCCCGGCGGCGCCGCGAGGCUGGCGCCCCAGACGCUCUUGGAGGGCGGGGCGCUGCUGCACCCGCAGGGCGUCGCCGUGGACCAGAAGCACAAGCGGCUGGUCGUCGCCGACCCCGACAACCAGACGAUCUGGAGCUACCGGCUCGAGGUGGACGGCGGCAGGCUACACGCGGUGACCCCGCCGGACCGCGUCGUCCGCGGGCUCGAGUCCCGCUGGGUGGCGGUGGACACCAACGGCAACGUGCUCUUCUCCGACGAGGCGGAGAGCCAGAUCUGGAGGAUCGCCUGGGCGCCGCCGGAGCAGCGGCGGAGCGGGGAGCAGGGCGGCGAGGCGUCCCGCUUCGGCACGUCGUCGGGGGUGGUGGUGAAGGCGUCGGAGGUGCCGCUGCCAGAGCCGCGGGAGGAGGAGUCCGUCGUGGUGCUCGGGAAGAACGCUCAGAAAUGCUACGGCGUGUGCCUCGCCCUCAACAACGUGUUCUACACCGACUCCAGUCAUAACUUGUACGGAGUGAAAAAGUCAGGAGGCGACGUGGCGGUUGUUUCGUCCGGGCUAUCGAAGCCGCGCGGCUGCGCGUACGACAAGGAUGGAAGCGUCUACGUGGCGGACCGCGGGGCGGGGGCGGUGUACUACUUCCCUGGCAACAUGGUUGUGCUCGGCUCUUCUGACCUCGUUAAGGCGUUCGACCUGGACGACGCUUUCGGCCUGACGUUCCUGGCCCAUUCCGAGUCGUCGUCAGUUGGUGAGACCGUGAGCAGCGCCUUCGGCGUCGUCUUCGGCUGA
Prorocentrum cordatum is the source of this 2194-nucleotide messenger RNA. The record is from the annotation of a GenBank genome assembly. NCBI's taxonomy places the organism in Eukaryota, Dinophyceae, Prorocentrales, Prorocentraceae.